Scophthalmus maximus (turbot) is the source of this 1420-nucleotide messenger RNA. It is a transcript of the gene mixl1, whose product is annotated as Mix paired-like homeobox. Bases 102 to 1220 code for a protein of 372 amino acids. Lineage: Eukaryota; Metazoa; Chordata; Actinopteri; Pleuronectiformes; Scophthalmidae. Gene Ontology annotation, molecular function: DNA-binding transcription activator activity, RNA polymerase II-specific; RNA polymerase II cis-regulatory region sequence-specific DNA binding. The record is from RefSeq and is a predicted model, not a curated record. The transcript has 3 exons. Gene Ontology annotation, biological process: endoderm development; hematopoietic progenitor cell differentiation; regulation of transcription by RNA polymerase II.
AGCAGCAUCACCUUUGAUCGCGCGGAGGAUUUAAACCCCGGCGAGCGCACACAGGGUCUCAAACUCAAGCCAGUCCGCUGGAGAAGCGAACGUCGAAGAUCAUGUCUGCAGUUCAUGGGAAUAUGCGCGUCGGGGAUCUGAAUCACUUCCAGAUGUACCACGAAGGACCUCUGCAGAUGAACGGCAUGGUGAACCCAGAUUACGGAGCCACAGAUGUGACCAACUUCUUCAACUCGGCGAGCUCUGUGUCCAGGGUGGAUAAAUGCGUGGCCAUAUUGACCCACAGGAGAAAGAGGACCAACUUUACGCAGCAGCAAAUCGAGGUGCUGGAGAAAGUUUACUCGGACACCAAAUACCCUGACAUCUACCUGCGAGAGAGACUGGAGGCUCUGACCGGGCUACCGGAGUCCAGGAUUCAGGUGUGGUUUCAGAACAGACGGGCCAAGUCUCGUCGCCAAGUCGGCUCAUCGGUGUCCAUGAAGGUCGCCAACCCACCAGCAGCCGGGACCUUCGGCCAGAUCCAGAGCAGGAUGGGCCCGGAGGAGGGUAAUUAUCAGCCAUGCGAAGCCUUUGCACAAAAACACCUUUACUCUCCCCCGUUUAAGUUAGUGAAUGUGGUCGUUUUGUCACCAAACUAUCUUGGUGAAUUGGUGUCGAGUCACCCAAAGCUCACCCCGGUGCACCCUUCUGCGCUUCCAGUGUACGACAACAGCCGCGGCGCAGAGCCGCGCAGGAGAGGCGGCUUCGUCUUGGAGGAGGGGUUCAGGGCGCUGCACCGCAGCCCCGAGGAGCCCACCAAGCCCGGCGGCUACGACCACGCGUCCGGGUCCUGCCUCUUCGAGGAGGAGGCGACGCCCGAGCAGCUGCGGCGCCGCGAGCUGAGCGUGAACGUCCCGUGCUGCAACGUGCACCUGUAUCCGGAGGAGGCCGAGCAGCAGCGCGCCAGGCUCGCCGACCACCAGGCUCCACAGGUGCUGGUGGAAUACGACAACUUCCCACCGAACAAAACCAUCGGGCCCGAGAUGAAGGUCGUGAUCCCGCCCCUCCCGAGCCACAGCAAGCACGGAUGCCAGAUCCAGUAUCCGCAACAAGUGGCGGGGGGCGCGGGGGACAGGUUCAGGCACCUGACCCCGAUCCGCGCCGCCGAGGCGCAGGACUUCACCGACUCGGACUCGGACUGGGAGACCGAGGCGAUGGCUGGAUUCAGUGGCUUCCUGUGAUACAGCAUGGGGGAAUGAAUAGACAUGUUUCAUAAGAGCUGAUAUUAAGAGAACUACAUGUAUCAUAAGAGCUGAUAUUAAGAGAACUGCAUGUAUCAUAAGAGCUGAUAUUAAGAGAACUACAUGUAUCAUAAGAGCUGAUAUUAAGAGAACUGCAUGUAUCAUAAGAGCUGAUAUUAAGAGAACUACAUGUAUCAUAA